CAGCUCAGGCCAAGAGUUGAUUUGGGAGUUGGCUGCCGUUUCGGCAGUUUUGCGGCGCUGGUCUAUGCUGGACCCGGGCGCAGGCCCAUGGUGUCUCCGAGCUGGUGCUGCUGACGGCACCCCUCCUGCAGGCAGAAUUCCAGAGACCACCCGUGUUGGCCUUGUGGGCAGCCUCUGUAGUGAGACUUGAGCCGCCCAAGCGGACGUGUGCGCGCGGCCAGCCAGUUUUCGGCUUUGGAGUGGCUGGGCAUGCUCUCUCUGCUCUUUCGUUGAGCUCGCUUUUGCCUCGCAACGGCCCUCAGAUGCACCAAUAUACAGUGUGGCUGUCCCGUCAUGCACCAGAGCGUGCGGGACGACUGCAAGCCGGUCGUGUUUAAGAACGGCGAGCGCCAGCGGUUCCCCUCCCCGACGAAGAAGAUCAGCGCGCUGCGGCGGCUGCGCACCCAGCGCGGGGUCGUGAAGGAACUGCAGUGGAAGGAGUCCGACGACGGAGCUCCGCGCCUCGACCUGGAGCGGUGCAGGAUCAGCCACCAGGCGGCGAGGCCCAAGCAGG
Prorocentrum cordatum is the source of this 553-nucleotide messenger RNA. The record is from the annotation of a GenBank genome assembly. Lineage: Eukaryota; Dinophyceae; Prorocentrales; Prorocentraceae.